Molecule: messenger RNA, 1230 nt
Organism: Morus notabilis
Lineage: Eukaryota; Viridiplantae; Streptophyta; Magnoliopsida; Rosales; Moraceae
Exons: 2
Coding region: 1-1230 (409 amino acids)
Biological process (GO): glycyl-tRNA aminoacylation
Cellular component (GO): cytoplasm
Molecular function (GO): glycine-tRNA ligase activity; nucleic acid binding; RNA-DNA hybrid ribonuclease activity
Source: RefSeq, a predicted model, not a curated record
AUGGAGGUCUACGUCAACGAUAUGCUUGUGAAAAGCGCCAGGGCCAGCCAGCACGUCGACCAUCUGGGUGAAAUGUUUGGUGUAUUGAGAAAAUACCACAUGAAACUAAAUCCCAAAAAAUGUGCCUUUGGAGUUGGGUCGCGAAAAUUCUUCGGUUUUAUAGUCAGCAACCGAGGGAUAGAAGCUAACCCUGAGAAGAUUAAAGCCCUACAGGAUAUGCGGUCCCCAACUAAGCCAAAGGAAGUGCAAAGGUUGACAAGAUGUGUCGCUGCCCUAAACAGGUUUAUAUCAAAAGCAACAUACAAAUGUGUCCCCUUCUUCGAUGCUUUGAAAGGAAGUAGGCGCUUUGAGUGGACAUCGCAAUGUGAAGAGGCCUUCCAGAAAUUGAAAGAACAUUUAGGCAAGCCCCAAAUUCUGUCAAAACCAAACCCCGACGAGGAGCUUAGCCUAUACCUCUCCGUGUCCCAACAUGCCUCGGUAGAGUUAAGCCAGUUCGACAUUAAAUAUGUGCCAAGAACUGCGAUCAAGGGCCAAGCGCUGGUCAAUUUUCUAGUCGAGUUCUCCCAUAGACCAGCUCCUGCCACACCUGAAGGAGUCGAGAAUACAGAAUGGAAGCUCUACGUGGAUGGAGCGUCGAGCGAUAAUGGGUCAGGAGCCGGCGUCUUGUUAAUCAGCCCAGAAGGCCACAAGAUUACCUCGGCGGUUCGAUUUAAAUUCAAGGCGUCAAACAAUGAGGCAAAAUACGAGGCGUUAAUUGCGGGGUUGCGAUUGGCCAGCCACCUAAAGAUCGAGAGGCUCAGCGUCUUCAGCGAUUCUCAAUUGGUCAUCGGGCAAAUGAAAGAAGAAUACCAAGCGCGCGGCGAGAAAAUGAGAGCGUACUUAAGAAAGGUAAAGGAAGAACUCGUCAAGUUUAAAAACUACGAGAUACUUCAGAUACCACGAGCAGAGAACGUAAACGCAGAUGCUCUAGCAAAGCUAGCAUCUUCGAAAGAUUCUGACACACUAGGGGUUGUUCCCAUCGAAGAAUUGGAGUACCCGACCAUUGAGGAAAAAGCUAAGGCAUUAAUCGUCCAAACAGAUGAAAAUUGGAUGACGCCACUCAUCCAAUACCUAAUGGACGCACAACUGCCAAGCAAUAAAGACGAAGCCAGACGGAUCAAAUAUAGGGCUGCUAGAUACUUAUUGUACGAUGGCUUACUUUACCGACGAGGCUACUCAACACCUCUAUAG